Molecule: messenger RNA, 9712 nt
Organism: Spirometra erinaceieuropaei
Lineage: Eukaryota; Metazoa; Platyhelminthes; Cestoda; Diphyllobothriidea; Diphyllobothriidae
Source: the annotation of a GenBank genome assembly
AUGCAGUUACUUUCAGUCGAAGAAGUUGAGGUUCCGGAGGUACUAAUGACGCCCCAACCCGCCUCUGGUCCUCCGGGGCAGAAACGAGUGUGGUAGGUGCUGAGCAAGCCUGCCACAUUAUAAGCUGACUUUAGCUUUAGGAGACGCCCUACUAGAGGCGCACGUACUAGCUACAAUCCCAGACACGCGUGUUUCACCGGUAUUCUGCCGCUGCAUGGCAUAGCUGCGAAGGGUCCGGCUUUUCAGUGGGUCCCCCAGCAUUCAUGCAUUCACUUUCAGUCUGCACCUAUAGACUCUAGUAUAAACUGAUCUACUCCAAGUUAACAGUUAAUUUCUAAGGAAACUAAAAAGCAACCAUAAACUGAUUGCUGACAAAGAGAAGGGAGGCUGGAAUGGCCAUUUUUGGCUGAGUAGCCGUCAUAACCCAGCCAUAUCCAAUCACGGUUUUUCGCAAAACCUAGCCAACGGAAUGCGGGUUCGAGCCUCGUGAGUCCCGAAAACCCUGAAUUCAAUAUGGCUGGCUAAUGAUGGCCAAUAAAUCAGAAAUGUCAAGUUGGCGAACACGCGUUUUCUGUAAUUCUUCGUCAGGCCAAUACAAUUACAUGAAGGAAUGAAAAUGUACAAAAUCAACAGUGUUUAUAGGUGUCUCCAGGGGCUAUUAAGUCAUUAACACUCAUCUUCCCCACGCCGCCCGCAUGACAAGGUCGGCGGGUGUUGGUCCGCAGACCUAGGGGAGGGGGGUAAGUGAGUCUUUGAGUGAUGUUCUCGGAUUGAGUACACGGACUACCCAUCACUGUAAUUAGGGAUUUGAGGCGGCAUGUCCUCAUCACUUGGGGUUGGCGUUGGUCACGGCAGAGAGAGCGCUUGUGUCAGGGUUUUCUGACAACAUAACACCGGAUUCGCUAGUCGUAUAGCUACUGCCUCGGCCGUUGCUAGUAUCCGUUGGCGUAGGCCUUUAGAGAAACAUGUUGGUAUCCGGUAGACAACCUGAAAUGCUUCCUUGGCAUCGACUCGGUGAUUCGUAUCGACAAGAUGUGCGAGAAUAGAACUCGAAACGGACCGGAUCUCACCUCUAUCUAGCCAGGCGGGCAUAUGUUCACGCACUCGCUUUACCAGGCGUCUCGUUGUACAGCCGAUGUAUCCCGCUCCACAGGAGCAAGUGAAUGAAUAAAUGCACACUGAUGUGGCCUCCAACGGUAGUCUGUCUCUACCCCCCAAACGUAGGAGGGGAGAUUUUGUGAAGCAUACGCGUAAAUUCGCCGCUGGGAAUGCCCUCGUGAUAGCUGUAGUUAAGCGCCGUCUGACUAGUUCGCUCUCCGCGUCUCCAGCAAAAGGCAAUCUUAUGAAUACAUCUUUCUUCUCCGCAGUCGCAACAGUGGGCUUUUCGGCGCGUUCCCCAAUCAGAAACGGCCGCUGCUAUCUCGCUUAUCUUUGUGGGCAGUCUCAUCCUAUGUGUUAUACUAGUCGCUACACGACUGCUUGCGGGACUCUAGAUCGAGCUCCAGAUGAAUAACAGGACGAGUGAGUCCCCAAAACUUUCGCUGAGCGUCUGUCUACCAUUGUCAUUACAAUUUAUCCUGCGUUCACUGUUUCGUGGAGCACACAGUGGACGUCAUUGCUCUUGAUGGUCGGUCUGUUGCGACAUUCGAAAACAGUUUCCCUCGCUCAGCAAGCCUUCCUGAGUUCGACACUAGAUCUCGUGAUGUGCUGCACUUCUUCCGGAUGGGACCACCGACAGACCCGCUUAUGUAAAAGUGGACGGUUGGUGACCGGGAUUUAGUGGUAGAUCAAGUGGAAACCCUCAAUCAUAUCACUAAAAACAGUAUUUUGACUUGGUUUCUAAAUCCACUGCUAUCACUCCUUCCCCAUAGCGACGAUUUUCGCGGUCCUUGAUGUCAUCUUCCACAUUUUGACCUCAAGCCUUCUGUCUACGUUCCUGGUGGAAGCCUCAGUAUUCGCCGUCUACUAGUAGUUUGGUCGUACCUCCCUUCCCCACUCCUCGGCUGGGCUCGAAGCGUACUGUGGCCGAUAGCGUCUGGGUUCCUCUCGUCUGGCCUCUUUGACGCGAAUUGUCUCGUUCGGCGUAUCAAUUCGGCCUUGAGAAUGUGAAUUCUGAAUCCCGUAUACAAUAGCACAUGCAGGCCAGUCCUGUCUGACCCGCAUACGUGCCCCUGAAGGCUGACAUUUAUUUCUACCCAGACAAUGUCCGAUUAUAAUCAAGGCUGACAUUCAUUUCUGCCCUGACGAUGUCCGAUUAUAAUCCGUUAUAUACCGCCACAUGCAGGCCAGUCCUGUCCGCCAUUCUGUUUUAUUAUUAGCGAGGGUUUUUUCUCCUGUAAAGUUAAUCCAAUCAUUUUUAAAUUUUAAAAUUGCGUUUUUUUUUUCACCGCUCGCUCGUCAUUUUUCUUAACGGACUACAAAUUCGGAAACUAUGAAUUGCAUUUUGUACAGAUUCUGUCUACUUCGUCUAAAAUUCCUAUGUAAAUUUAUUUUUACUUGCUUUGAUGGGACCUCGACGAGUCUUUAAUAAAAAAAUUAUUAUUACUAUAUGCAAUACUAGUCACUAUACGACUGCUUGCGGGACUCUAUAUCAAGCUUCAGAUGCACAACAGGACGAAUGAGUCCCGCAACCGUUCGCUGAGCGUCCAUCUACCAUUGUCACUACUACUUAUCCUGCGCUCACUGUUCCGUGGAGCACACAGUGGACGUCAUCGCUCCUGAUGUUCGAUCUGUUGCGACAUUCCCUCGCUCAACAAGUCUUUCGGAUUUCGACAUUAGAUCUCAUGAUGUUCUGCAGUUCUUCCAGAUGGGCCCACCGACAGACCCGCUUAUGUAAAAUGGACGUUUAGUGACCUUUGAACACGUACAAUGUGAGUGGAGUCGGUAACAGUUACUCUUCGGGGGGCUACCUACUUGCAGAUUAAUCAAUUUAGGGGAACUGCAGGUCAGAUCAGAUCAGAUCAGAUUUAUUAAGGGAAAGAUAGGCGAGCGCCUUUGAACUCCCUUUUGGUUGCAAUAACGUCAUAAAAAACAAUGUGUAAGGCAAGUGUGAAAAAAAAAUUAGGUAAGUAAUUACAUACAUCAAGCAUUGGUCACUGGUAUGAAUUUGUCUGUGAAUGCCUUCUAUGUCAACAUUUUACAAUAUCCAGUACGGUACUGAAUGGACCAAAUAAUAUCGAAGAAAGCGCAUAUGUGGCGGUCAGGAGAUAGUAAACAUUGUAAAACGUAAUGUUACUGAAAUAUAGGGAGUAGCAUGCUUUGUAACAUAAAAACGUUGGGUCUAUCGCUAACCUGCCCAAAAUAGGCCCACUUGUGUCGCGCAUAGUAGAUUUCGGCGAGCCGAUCCUGCCAUUGUUGUAUAACCAAGCAUGCAUGUUUUGCAGGGGUACGGACAGGACCGUCGCCUUAUUGAGGAGUAUCCAAUGCGAUUUUGACGAAAAACCCCAACAUGGCCGCUAAACUAAGUUAAACAGAGCAGUGAUUUUGCAAACUAACUCACGCGCAAGUCACCGUCCCUGCUGUCAUCCUGAUGUGAAGCACACGAUGGAUAUCGUUGAAACCUCCUGUCGAUGGUAGCAGAGCAACGCACGAAUUGUUCGGGAUUUCAGUCGAGGGGCAGGUUCCCCAAAUGGGCUGACUCACAGUUGCGUUGGGCCGAGACAGAAAUCUCAUCGAUUAAUCGGCUAAAGGGGCUGCGCUCGCUGGUCACCGGACCCAGCCUCAUCCACGUAGAGGUCACUGGUGUGUGAUAAAGGGAAGAGAGUGAGGCCGAUGCUGAGGUACUCCUCAUUUAUCCACUGACCAUCUUCAGGUUGCUAGGUCCACGAAAACAAUAAAUUUUAACUUUGAAGAACCCACGUGCAUCAUAAAUGUCUAGCAGUUUACCAAGCUCGUCGUUGACCUUUCCAAUACUGUGUUUCCUACCGAUAUCGAGGUGGGUACGCGCGUCGGUGUAGAUCGCACGAAAUACCAAGCGCACACGUCACUCUCUUCGCUGACGAUAUCAAACUGUGGAAAGUUGCUCACAAUACUUCAGACGAAGACUGCCUGCUAACAAACUUGAACUUUCUCAAGGACUGGUCGAAGCGCUGGCUUAUACGCUUUAAUGUAAGCAAGUGCAACCUUCUUAAACUCGGUAGCUGUUGAGUCUCCAGCCCGAGGACUUACUUUCUGAUUGAUGCACCACUGCAACUAGUUGAUGGUCAAAAGGACUUGGGCGUCUGAAUUACAUCUUCGUCCAAACCAGCACUAGACUGUACGAAGAUGGUCAAUUCAGUCAUGUCUUCAUUACAACGCAUCAGGCGGUGUUUGACGAAAACGGCUUCUUAAAAAUACUUGGAACAUUCGUGCGGCCGCAUCUGGAGUAUUGCCAGAAUGAUAUGGUUGACAACGUAGGGCUUUCCAAAUGAGCAGUUAGGGAAGACGGGUUGGGCUCGACAACCUUUACUGGCGUGUAAGGGCGUAUAAGUGCCUCCGAAAUCAGUCGCCACAAGCUGUCUCUCCAGGCUCGUUGUUGUGUCCGCGUAUCUAUGUGCCUUUCGCUCUGUCUCAGUGUCCGCCGGCCAGUUAGAUAAGGGACAGCGUUGACUGACUAAUGACAUGCCUCGCGCGCACCAGCAGCGGAUCGACAGGGAGUGUGAGGUGGACAGGAGGGCAGAGUGACAAAGCGGCGGAGAGCAAGGAGGUGCGGACUGCCGCAGUAUGCUAUACAGGCAAUAGCGACCUUGAACCGUCAAGGACUGCGCCGUCUUCGAGUUAAUCCAGAGGUGAGCGACAAAAAGGAUCAAAGGUUUGGGGUCGCCAUCCUACGAAAACUAGCCGUUUUAACCUUAACCUCAUACAAACAUGCGCUUUUGGCGCGGUCACCCCUUCAAACUACGCCCAGGAAAACUACGGACGUGUGUCCGCAAAUAUUUCAACAGUCACCGAUUGGUUGCAGUAUGGAACGUCCUACCCACCGGGGUUAUUAAUUCCUCAUGUGCGGAUUAAUUCAAUGCCAAACUUGACCUGCUUGUAGCGUUUGACUCUUCCGCAACAUUCACCUGCCGUUGGUUCACUUUCAAAUUAACAUACUGUCGUACUAGUCGUGACUACAAGCACGAUUUAAAUUUGUAUUUUUACAUGCUUCACCCAGCUACUUGUCAUAUUCAUUAAUGAAAAUAGUCUCAUUUUCAACAUUUUAUGUAUCAAUGUUUCUUUCGAUAUUUCUGUUACCAACAUGAUGCUCAAAGGUGUAAGUCUAUACUUCCCUCAAAAACCUGCACGCAUGUAACAGUCAAAUUCUCGACCAAUCACAGCUAUCCUAACCGCCCAAUCAACCUCAAGCCCGAAUCGAACAUUACCUAACACAAGGCCCCACUGUCAGUCGGGACGCCUGACUUCGCCUGACGCCGUAUAGAAAACAGUUCUCACAGCAACCAUCCGGUGGCCCACAAACGAAGCUGUGUGAAGACGCUCUUCAAACGGAUCCAAAUUCACUGCAGCAAACCGGAGGACAGAGCACGUGAGGCCCGUUAUCUCCGCGACCAGUUUGUGCAAAAUGGCUAUCCGAUGGGCAUUCGUAUGUCGCUGCCUACGCGGUCGCCACCAGAGGACUCGAACAUAAACACCACCGACGAUAUGGCAUCCCCUGAUAUACAUCAAGGGCGUUUCAGAAGCGACCGAGCGCAUUGCUGCGGAGCUAGGUCUUGGAACUGCACACCGCCCCAAAGCCACCAUGCGCAAUAGAGUCAUGAAAAGCAAAGACCGGUUAAGCAAAAUUAUCCCUGUAACUUCGCAGGGCAGACUGGGCGCAUGCUCAGAUCGCGCAUACACGAACAUAAGCUGGCUGUGCGACGAGGUGACGCAUUAUCACAAGUGGCCGCCCACACCUACGAAAUGGGUCACGAGGUUAACUUCGCAGCCACCAAAAUAGUCACCCACGCCGGAAACAAAACAGGCCGAGAAUUGAUUGAAGUCUGGGCUUCGGAUAAGAACUCGGUCAAUCGAUUUAUCGAUCUGGUGCCGGCGUACAGAGCCCUGCGUAGUCACCUUCAGUCGUGCGCCUUCGGUUGAUGAUUGACCUACAUGCCUUACAAUUGUCGCUUGUUUUGUUACUGCUACAACCUCUGACGAUGGACUCCUGUACGAGUCUGAAAGCUCAGGACAAUAAACGAAGUGUUCCGGUGCUCGACUCUUCUUCACUUAUAGCUUCAGCUUCUCUUCUUUCUGUUCAGAGCCGGGCAUGAAGGUCGUAGUGCCUAGGGUCUGCGUUUGGCUCAAGCUGUCGCGACAGGGCCACCCAGAAACUUAACGUACGGCCUCGUGAACAAACAAAGUGGCUUCGCAGAAGCAAGCAACCGAUACCUCGAGUUAGAAUGCUUGUCCCGCCUCUCGUUCUUCUUUAUCAUCUCAAUGGCUAGACAACUUAAGCAAUAAACGCUGUCCCGAUAGGUAUGCCACGAUAAGUUCGUCAUUGGCAGCCUUUGCCUCUUUUAGGAUCCUUCGAUACAACGAGUAUCCAGAGAGUGUAAUGAGUAGUAUAUGAAUGACGGGUCACUACAGGAGCCGCAACGCUCGUGAAAGUUGGCCUACUCCACACCUACCUGACAUUCAACUGCCUUCAGCGGCUUCAUGAAACUGUGCAGUCGCGUAGUUCAGCGGUAACCACCGUACUCGUAGAACGCUGGAGCAAGCAUUUCGGGUGUACCUUCAAUCUGCGGAGAAGGCCUCGACGGACUCCAUCAAUGUGAAGUCAACAUAUACAGUGCGUGAGCGACCUCAUGAAAUGUUGGCCGAAAUCCUGAAUUACGUUUUCGAUUAGGAAGGAUUACUUAGGUGGGGUUUUAAGAUCGAUCAGCGUACGGCAUAAUUCUAUAGUAUUUCGGACUCGCUGGGAUGUCGGCUUUUGACUGCACUUCUUUUAGACCUGUAGAAACCACACUUAAUGAAUAAUGGCUGCUUAAAUAGCAUGCAUUUCUCAUGUUGAUUUUCGAUGUUCUUACAAAUUCAAAUACAUUUUAUGCAAUCCAUGCAGAAAAAUAUGCCUUUUUACUCAUUUGAUAGAGAAUCGCAUUGUCUUCAUCUGCUAUGCCCUAAGAAAGAUUAUCUUUUGGUUUUAAAAAGUUUCUAAUUAUGGUGUUUUUAAGACCAUGCGAUGUCCAUUCACACAGCGUCGCACAUGCCGGUUUACUAGUGCUCCUCAUGGAAUAUACAGCAUAGUCCGCAUCCAGUGGUAUCUUUGAGAAAUAUAUGAUUCUCCCUAUGCGGAAAGCAGGCACCUUGUAAUCCGAAAUCGCAAAACGCUAAUGCAAUUACAGAUCAAGCUAAAUAUUAUUCGAGAAUCAGGAAACUUUUUUAAAACCUAAAUAUACACUUUCUUCGGGAAUAAAACAUAAAGACAACGUGGUUUUCGGCCAAACGAGUAAAAGUAAGCAUAUUUUUCUGCAUGAAUUCUAUAAAAUGUGCUUGAAUUUAUAAGAACAUCGAAAAUCAACAUGAGAAAUGCAUGCUAUUUAAGCAGCCAUUUUUCAUUAAGUGUGGUUUCUGCAGGAGGUCUAAAAGAAGUGCAUUCAAAAGCCGACAUCCCAGCGAGUCCGAAAUACUAUAGAAUUAUGCCGUACGCUGAUCGAUCUUAAAACCCCACCUAAGUAAUCCUUCCUAAUCGAAAACGUAAUUCAGGAUUUCGACCAACAUUUCAUGAGAUCGCUCACGCACUGUAUCUUGCUUAUCCGCCGUCCCUGCUGGAGAUUGCUAGGGAAACGCCACAGAAAGAUUGCGGGACGUCGAUUCAGUUCCGGCCGCCUGAAAAAUUCGCCCGCGGUAAAAAAGUGGCUACUUCAGUAGUAUGAUUUUUCCAUUGAUUCUCGAAACCCUUAUAACUAAAUAUAUAUAUUUUAUAAACAAUAUGUACAGAAGUAUGCUUUAUUUUUCUAAUUUGGUUACAAGUCACGUCUCCUUUAAAUUUUAUACUUGGAGGAAAGGUUACUCAAGUCUUUAGAAAAUGUUUCAAUCCACGAAUAAUUUUCAGUCAGAUCUGCCGUCGUAAGAGUAUUUGAGGAUCCCAGUGUAGAAGGUGUAUAUUCCCCAUUUGAGGAAAAUCGGGCGUACUUCUGUGCGAUUAAAAAUACGUCACAUACGACUCAUGAAAUUUUGCCAUGGAUGUGAAGUAUGUUGCAUACUUCAUAAGCAACAUUAAUAAACAGGCAGGUGCUACAUUAUUUAGACGGGGUUUUACGGUCUUGAAAAGUCCCAUAAGUAAGAGCCUUGUUAAAACCGAAAUAUACCCCUUCUUCGAGCGUAAAAUUCGAAGAUGUGAUUUGCUACUAAGUCAACAAAGGAAUGCAUAUUUCUUUGCAUAUCUGCUAUAGAAUAUGUUGGAAUUUAUAACGGCACUAAACCAGACUGUCAACUCUAAACCUGUUUCCCCUUUCCUACAGGCGAUUACGUGGUGACCUUAUACUAACAUUUCGCAUUGUCAACGGCCUAGAACUGUUGUUUAGAUCCUCCUGAUUAUUUCACUUAAGCUAACACGCCCACUUUGCGCGGUCAUCCCCUAAAACUACACGCAAGGAAAGCAAGGAUCAAUGGACGAAAAAAUCUUCUUCAGUAACAGAGUGUUUGCAGCGUGGAAUGCCCUGCCUACCGAUGUUGCAAUCUCCUCCUGUGUGAAUUCCUUUAAGUGUAGACUUGGCACGUAUCAAGCUCCCAAUUACCAGCCUCACAUCCACUCACAUAACUCGACGCCACCUUAAAACGUGUUUUUACUACUUGUAAUUAGUACGUAACCGUUAAUGAUUACUCUUUUUCGACAAACUGUCAGCUGUCUGCGAUUAUGUACAAAAUCUCUUUUUCAUCUACCCACUUAUCAAUGUUGUUCUUCGACGACUUGUAACCAAUAGGGAGUUCAAAGGCGCUCGCCUAUAUUUCCAUUAAUAAACUGAAACUGAAACAAUCAGUGGAACAGCUCAUGCUAUUAAGUAGCCGUUUGGCAAGAUCUUAUUUCGUAGCCGUACCUGUUAGGGACUCGGGUUAGGUGUUAUGGGAUCGGGUUAGGGUUUAGGGUUAGGUGUUAGGGGUUAAGGAUAGGGGUUGGGGUUGGGGUUGGGGUUAGGGUUAGGUGUUGAGCUUAGGGGUUAUAAAUUGGGAUUAGGGGAUAGCGGAUAGGGUUAGGGGUUAGGCCGGGGUUUGACUACUGCAGGUACGGAAUAAGAUCUGACCAGUUUACCGGAUGAGAUUUUUGCGAACGGACGAAAUGAAGUGCAUUUACAAGCCGGCAUUCCGGUGUGAUUGAAGUAUCUUUGGAUUGUGCUGCCCGAUAGGCCAUCUUAAGUAGUCCUACCUAUUAGGGAACACAUUUCAGAAUUCCAGUUAACAUUUCAUGACAUCGGUCACUGAUUGGCCGGCAGAAUGUAGGUAGGCCAACGUCGCUGCUCAAAGCGUGAGAAGAUGUGACUAACCCCAAAAGCAGGCCGCUAACUUCAACACUUCGCAAGCCAGAAGGAAACCGACAAGCCCCGCAAUCACCGCCGGAACUUCUCUCUCAGCAGUGCCGGCAAAAUCAUUCUUCUCAUUUUCCUCAGUCGUUUGACUGAAUCAACGUGGGUUCCCAAAAUCUAACUGAAGAACCGACGACCACGAUGAUGAUGAUGAUGAUGAUGAUGAUGGUGGUGGUGGUGGUGGUGGUGGUGGUGGUGGUGGUGGUGGUGGUGGUGGUGGUGGUGGUGGGAAAUAA